Brassica napus (rape) is the source of this 505-nucleotide messenger RNA. Its product is annotated as ras-related protein RABA4b-like. Lineage: Eukaryota; Viridiplantae; Streptophyta; Magnoliopsida; Brassicales; Brassicaceae. Gene Ontology annotation, cellular component: endosome. The transcript has 3 exons. Gene Ontology annotation, molecular function: GTP binding; GTPase activity. Bases 1 to 459 code for a protein of 152 amino acids. The record is from RefSeq and is a predicted model, not a curated record.
AUGAACAAGAAGUCAUACAGAGCGGUUACGAGCGCAUACUACAGAGGAGCAGUUGGUGCGAUGCUUGUUUAUGAUAUUACCAAACGUGAGACCUUUGACCACAUCCCUCGUUGGCUUGAAGAAUUGCGAGCGCAUGCUGAUAAGAACAUUGUGAUCAUCCUCAUUGGUAACAAGUCUGAUCUCGAAGAUCAGAGAGCCAUUCCCACUGAGGACGACGCCAAAGAGUUUGCUGAGAAGGAAGGUCUUUUCUUCCUCGAGACGUCUGCAUUGAACGCGACCAAUGUGGAGAACUCCUUCAACACUCUUAUGACAGAGAUCUUGAACACGGUUAACAAGAAGAGUCUCUCAUCUGUUGGUGAGUCAAAUAACCCUGGUUCGUUGGCUGGUAAGAAGAUUGUCAUCCCAGGUCCAGGACAGGAGGUUCCCGCUAAGACCAGCACGUGCUGUAGUUCUGCUUGAUCUGUGUCGUUUACAAAAGCAAAAUUCAUUUGUCCCGUCCGUCUCC